AUGGUACCACCCUCCCUGCAGGAGGGUCUGGCAGAGGAGCUGGUGAAACGCUGUGCGUCCCAGCUGGCCGAGGCGCUGGACUUCAUGCACAGCCGUGCCCUGGUGCACCGGGACGUCAAGCUGGACAACGUGCUGCUCUUCGAUCAUGAGUGCCGGCGGGUGAAGCUGGGGGACUUUGGGCUCACCCGUGUGCAGGGCUCAGCGGUGGCGGUGGGUGCCAUGGCGGGCCCCCUGCCUUACGCCCCGCCAGAGCUCUGCCUGCUCCAGGGCUCCGACACGCUGGAGCUGGACUCCAGCCUGGACGUCUGGGCCUUCGCCGUCCUGCUCUUCUGCCUCUGCACUGGCUGCUUCCCCUGGGCUGUGGCCACCAGCUCCGACCCCCAGUUUGAGGACUUCAGCGCCUGGCAGGGUGGCGGGGCGGGGCGGGGGGUGCCUGCAUCCUGGCAAGGCUUCGGCUCUGGGGCGCUGGAGAUGCUCCGGCGCUUGCUGACGCUGGACCCUGACCGCCGGAGCCCGGCCAUUGAGGUGCAGAAAUACCUGUCCCUGCCCUGGGUGAUGGCCCCCAGCACUGGAGACCCGGCACCAAGGAGCUCCCAGUCCCCCCUUAUCAGCGGCAUGAGGGAGAGCCUGGGGGGCACCAGGGGAUGCGAUGCUGCUGGUGGGGGAGACGGGGUUCCCAUGCCCCCCGCUAAUGCACUGGCCUCGUGCCGGUAG
This is a messenger RNA of Fulmarus glacialis (Northern fulmar), 714 nucleotides long. Its product is annotated as serine/threonine-protein kinase SBK1-like. Gene Ontology annotation, biological process: peptidyl-threonine phosphorylation; peptidyl-serine phosphorylation. NCBI's taxonomy places the organism in Eukaryota, Metazoa, Chordata, Aves, Procellariiformes, Procellariidae. The record is from RefSeq and is a predicted model, not a curated record. The transcript has 2 exons. Gene Ontology annotation, molecular function: ATP binding; protein serine/threonine kinase activity. Bases 1 to 714 code for a protein of 237 amino acids.